Molecule: messenger RNA, 1056 nt
Organism: Durusdinium trenchii
Lineage: Eukaryota; Dinophyceae; Suessiales; Symbiodiniaceae
Source: the annotation of a GenBank genome assembly
AUGGGCCCUUGGGUGUCAUGGGGCAGCCUGGGGCAUGCAGAUGGUUCCUUUCUUGGUACAUGGCAGCCUCUGCGAGCCCGUGGUGCUUGGUGCGAGGCGCAGCUGAUGCUGCAGCAGCUGCGUUGGAAGGGUCAUGUACCAGGCAUCUUGAGCUACAACAAGGUUUUGGCUGUAGGCGGCGACUGGCCAAUGGCAUUGGCAAUGUUCGAGAUGGUGCUCCGCGAGGCGACUCCGGAAGUCUCCAGCUACAAUGUGAUUAUGUCUCGUCUUCGCUCUGCAUGGGAACGAGGCUUGUCAGUACUUGGCUGCCUGUGUUGGAGCGCCUCGCCGAACCUGCGAAGCCUCAACAGUGCCCUAGCGUUGCUCAAGUGGAGGAGCGCCCUAAGCCUUUUUGCGACCAGAAACCUGGAGCCCGAUGCGAUCAGCAUUGGCUCGGUCCAGCUGUCUCUCAGGGAGGCCGGUUGGCACUUGGGUCUCGCCCACUUCGACACCGCCCGUGGUGUCUUUGGUGGCGUCCGGAACCGCAACGUGGCAGCGAUGUCUGCAAUGGAGUCAUCCGGCUGGUGGGUGGCGUUGCAUUUGGUGUCCAGAUCGUCCAGAUCGUCACCUGUUGAGCUGUUCGGGCUGAACCUGGCGCUGAGGGCCACCAGUGGAGCUUCGGAAUGGUCAAUGGUCCUGGAUGCCUUGGAAAAGGGCUUUGCUGCCACGUUGGAACCGGAUGUGAUCUCUCUCGGCACCAAGAUCAAUGCGUUGGAUCGGGCUUGUGAAUGGCGCUUUGCCCUUGGGGCCCUCGACUCAGCGGAGAGGGCGAACACCACAUGUUACAACAGUGCGAGCAGUUCGUGUGCCAAAGCUCGGGAGUGGCAGAUCUCCAGCGAGCUGCUUUGCAGUGUGUCCGGUGUGUCGUUGCAGCCGGACGUCAUAACCUUCAAUAGCGCUGCAGCUGCAGUGGAGGGCCACUGGACAGCUGCUUCCAAGCUCUUGAGACGAAUGCAUGAAGUUCCCAGACGCAGAACGCAAGGAUGGAGUUUGAAGGGGGAGGAAUUCUUGGAAUAA